UCAAACAUUAUUUUUAAGUAGAUAGGAAUAAAACACUCAUUUUUAUCCUUAUAUACUUGAAACAAACGCCCCAUUAAUGGGAUUUAGUUUUUGAUAUUUGGUUUGUUAAUCCUCCGGUCUAUGGAGGAAAUGUACCCGAGUAACUCAAGUGUAGUCGGGAGAUAAGUAAAGUUUGAUUAAUAAUUGUUUCUUCCAGAAAUCGAAUUCAGUUUUUCCGAACGACGGGUGUGUGUCUCUAAUAAGAUAAACUCCAAGGAAAGGAAUCUGACGUAAAUAACUAACAGCAUUGUGUAUAAAUGCUUCCUUGCAUUAUCAUUUAUACAAGGAUGAUGAUAAUGUUACCCCAUUUUCUUACUAUAUUGCUUGGUGUCCUUACUAUUUUGGCUUCGAUACAACCUCAGGAUCAAUCAGAUUUGUUUAUGAGGAUCUUCAAAAACAAAUCAGGAUUCAUUAGCUUAGAUUGUGGUCAACAUGAAGAUGUGAAAUAUUCUGGGUUGCGGACAGGCGUAAAUUAUAUUUCAGAUGCCAAAUUCAUACAUACUGGUGUAAAUAAGAGGAUAGCACCGCCACCUAUUAUUCCACAGGAACUACAACAUGUGAGGAGUUUUCCUAGUGGAGUUAGAAACUGUUACAGAAUAAAUGUAACAAGUGGUACUAAAUAUUUAAUCAGAGCUUCUUUUUAUUAUGGAAACUAUGAUAAUCUAAAUCAACCACCAGAAUUUGAUCUACAUUUUGGAGCUAAUGUUUGGGAAACAGUAAAGUUCACUAAUGUAUCAGGCAUCACACUCAAGGAGAUCAUAUACACUCCAUCACAAGAUCACAUACAACCAUGUCUUGUUAACAUAGGCAAAGGGACUCCAUUCAUUUCAGUUUUAGAAUUGAGGACUUUGACAAAUUCUAAUUAUGUCACAUACUCACCUGAUUUAGUAUUAUCACUUUUCAAGCGAUGUGAUUUAGGUUCCAUCACAAACAGAGAAUACAGGUACAAAGAUGAUGUUUAUGACCGCAUCUGGUCGCCUUGUGAAUUAUCCAGUGAUUGGAGACAAUUAACCACCUCAUUUAACAUCAAUGAUCUAUUUCAGAAUGAAUAUAGUCCACCUGAAAUUGUUAUGAGCACUGCUGUUGCAACAGUAAAUGCCAGUGCCCCUUUACAAAUUCAAUGGAAUGCAGAUAAUGUAAAUGAGCAAUACUACUACUACUUGCACUUUAAGGAGGUUGAGAAGCUGGCUGGAAAUGAAACUAGAGCAUUUCAUAUCACAUCAAAUAUCACAAUCAAUGACAAGUUUUUGAAUAGACCCGAGAUACAUAUAUACCGGAAAGUAAGCACCAUAUCGAGUGCAACACCUUUGGUUGGAGCCACAAGGUAUCAAAUUUCUCUUUCCAAGACAAAGAAUUCAACCCUUCCACCCAUCCUAAAUGCCUUUGAGAUUUACAUGUCAAAAGACUUCUCACAAUCAGAAACUCAACAGGAUGAUGUUAAUGCUAUCACAAACAUCAAGGAUGCUUAUGUGGUGGCUAGAAAUUGGCAAGGAGAUCCAUGUGGUCCUGUGAAUUAUAUGUGGGAAGGCCUAAACUGUAGUAUUGAUGGCUAUAGCAUUCCAAGAAUCACAUCUUUGGAUUUGUCUUCAAGUGGAUUAAAAGGGCAUAUAUCAUAUUCCAUAUCAAAGCUCACAAUAUUACAAUACUUAGAUUUAUCAAACAAUAGCCUAAAUGGUCCCUUACCUGAUUUUCUGACGCAAAUGCGAUCACUAAAAGUCUUAGAUGUGAGGAAGAACAAACUUUCAGGGCUAGUUCCAACUGAACUCCUUGAGAGAUGUGAAACUGGCUCACUAUCAUUGAGGGUAGAUGAUAAUCCUGAUCUUUGUAUGACGAAAUCCUGCAGAAUGAAGAAAUUAUCAUUUUUGUUUACAAAGAGGGACAAAGCCCAAAGUGGAAAGAAGAACUUGAUAAUACCAAUUGCAUUAAUUAUAAUUCUUUUGUUUUCUCUUGGAUUUUGCAUAUUCAACGGACAAAAAGCUACGUGGUCAAAUUCUAGGAAAGAGGGUUCAAUGAAAUCAAAGCAUCAAAUGUUCAGCUACUCUGAAAUUCUCAAUAUUACUGAUAACUUUAAAACUGUUAUUGGAGAAGGAGGAUUUGGAAAAGUUUACGUUGGAAUUUUACAAGAUCACACUCAAGUAGCUGUAAAAAUUCUUUCAACAUCAUCAAACCAAGGUUACAAGGAAUUUCAAUCAGAGGCGCAACUUCUAAUGGUUGUUCAUCAUAGAAAUUUGGUCUCUCUCAUCGGUUAUUGUGAUGAAGAUGAAAUCAAAGCAUUGAUUUAUGAAUACAUGGCCAAUGGAAAUGUUCAACAACACUUAUUAAUUGAUGCAAAUAUUUUAAAAUGGAAUGAGAGACUAAAAAUUGCAGUUGAUGCAGCACAUGGAUUGGAAUAUCUGCAUAAUGGAUGUAAACCAGCUAUUAUGCACAGAGAUUUGAAGCCUACCAACAUAUUACUAGACGAGAAUAAGCAUGCCAAGAUAGCUGAUUUCGGCCUAAGCAGAGCUUUUGGUAACGAUAUUGAUUCUCAUAUAUCCACCCGACCUGCUGGCACACUAGGUUAUGUUGAUCCUGCAUAUCAGAGAACAGGAAACACAAAUAAAAAAAAUGAUAUCUACAGCUUUGGAAUAAUUCUAUUUGUGUUAAUCAGUGGUCGUCACGCAAUAGUAAGAGCAGCUGGAGAAAAUAUUCACAUACUUGAUUGGGUUAUUCCUUUAGUUGAAAGAGGAGAUAUUCAAAAUGUUGUUGAUUCAAGGUUGCAGGGUGAAUUUAGCAUCAAUUCAGCAUGGAAAGCUGUAGAGAUUGCCAUGUCUUGCAUUUCACCAAAUGCAACAGAAAGGCCAGACAUGAGCCAAAUAUUGGCCGAUCUGAGGGAGUGUCUAUCCUUAGAGAUGAUUCAGACAAAUGAUGGAAAUACGAGAGUUAGAGAUGAAUUUGUUUCAGUAGCUACGGUUUCCGAAACCAUUGUUUUAGCUAGAUAACCACCAUUUAUAAUAAUAUCCAGUGUCACUCCAAAUGUCCUAGUACAUUAGUCCUUGAUGUAUUAUAUAAAAUAAUUAGUAUUCUUGAAGUUUUCUAGAAAUAAAAAA
Messenger RNA from Medicago truncatula (barrel medic), 3125 nucleotides. Its product is annotated as probable LRR receptor-like serine/threonine-protein kinase At1g05700. Bases 297 to 3017 code for a protein of 906 amino acids. Gene Ontology annotation, molecular function: protein binding; protein kinase activity; ATP binding. The transcript has 13 exons. The record is from RefSeq and is a predicted model, not a curated record. Gene Ontology annotation, biological process: protein phosphorylation. Lineage: Eukaryota; Viridiplantae; Streptophyta; Magnoliopsida; Fabales; Fabaceae.